Messenger RNA from Strongylus vulgaris, 1634 nucleotides. The record is from the annotation of a GenBank genome assembly. NCBI's taxonomy places the organism in Eukaryota, Metazoa, Nematoda, Chromadorea, Rhabditida, Strongylidae.
AUGAUAUUGGAGGACAAGUCGGAAAACAUUUUCUCAGACAGAACUGAGAUUACUGUGAAACUUAUUAAAUUAUCUCGAAACAUAAAGAUCAAUGAAGAUGGAGAAGCCAAAUGCACUUGUCUAAAUACUGAACAGUGCGUACCUAAUAGGAAUCCUUUAGAAGUAAAUGCCUCCGUAUGCAUGUGCUUUGAAGAUGUCACUAAAGGAAUUAUCUGGCCCUGUUAUCCUACCAGUGUGUGGGCUGUUAAGAAAUGUUCCCGUUGCUCAGCUAUCUCUAAUACUUGCUCUGAUCCUGAUCACCACAAUGGCACUGUCCAACAGGGAUCCACGCAGCCUUGUCUAUGUCAAAGUAUCUCACAUCAUUGUAUGGUACAUCCAAAGGACGAAAUCAAAUGGUGGAAUCACAAUUACACUAUUUUUCCAGUAACAGACCCACCAACAACUGUUGUUACUGAAACUGAACAAGCUUUUGGAUUGUCGAUAAGAAAAAGCUCUUACAAUAAAUGGAUUCUGGAUAUCAAAAUGCUCCUUAGCUGGGUAUUCCAGGACCCUCCUCAAAACCCAGCCAUUUGCAGAGAUUUGAAACUACACGUUGAUCUCGAAUACGGUAAUUGCUACACUUUCAAUUUCAAUGGUUCCGUAGAACUGAAAAAUAAUAGGGCUGGUCCUAUGUAUGGUUUGCGUCUACUGUUAGACGUUCAUGAAGACGAUUCCAUGCCGACUACUGAAGCAGCCGGUGUUCGCAUUGUAGUGCACGAACAGGAUCAAGAACCAUUCCCAGACACAUUCGGAUAUAGUGCUCCUACUGGAUUCGUUUCUUCAUUUGGUUUAAAAUUGGCAAAACAUUUUGCGUUGUGUAGGGCAACUGUGUCAUUAGGCUUUUUACGGGAAUUUUUACAAUCAAGGCAACCUCAAGAGUAUUCCCCUUUGAACCAGGCCAUCCCUGGUGCCAAGCCGGGUCAAAAUAGUUGGUUACCUAAAGCUAUAAGUGCACCGACUCCUAAAGUCCUACAUCGAAUGGAUGCACCAUAUGGUCAAUGCAGUGAUACUUUUCGGCCAGAACGAUAUAUCUAUGACGAGCAUUAUUCCCGAGGUAUGGCUGAUUUGUUACGCCCUUUAAUGUUUGGCUGCCAUCGAAAUUGUUUUCAACUGAAAGUGCUUGACGAAUGCGGAUGUGGAGAUCCCCGUUUUCCUCUGCCAUCUGACGAGAAACGCUGCUGUAGCGCGAAAAGUGUCACCGAUAGCAAUGCCUUUCCAAUCUUACUAGUUUGUCUGGCGGUUAUGAUCACCUCCAACUGGAGUGUGACUGCCGCCAGCCAUGCACUGAGAAUGUAUUUGAGACGGCGUAUUCAGCAGCUGCAUGGCCGUCGAGUUGAUUGUCCUGCUGUUCCGGACAUCUUCAACGAUACAGAAGCAUGCACCGAAUACCUUCGUGUGAACACCGCCUACAUUGAAAUCUACUGCGAGCAGUUGAACUUUGAAACGUUGCGAGAAACUGCUGACUAUACUUUCAUAUCAGAAACCAUUUCUCGGCAUAUUCGUUGUAUUAUAAAGACACGCAAACUACCUAUCGACAUGCUAACGUUUGAUGAUCCCGUGAAAUUCAAAGUUCGACCCAUCAAGUAUCUUUGAGG